CAGCAGAUGCCAGAUUUCCUUGGCCCAUGCGCCUCUUCCAUCCCCUCGGCAGGCUGUGCAAGAACGCCCGCGGGAGCCGGAGCGAGCUGCACGCUUUCCACCAGAUCCAGCGACGGACCCGCCGGCAUCGCACCAUCUUCACAGAGGAUCAGCUGCAGGCCCUGGAGGCCCUCUUCCACCAGAACCAGUACCCAGAUGUUAUCACCAGGGAACAUCUGGCCAGCCAGAUUCACCUGAAGGAGGAAAGAGUAGAGGUUUGGUUUAAAAAUCGCCGAGCCAAGUGGCGGCACCAGAAAAGAGCAUCGGCUUCUGCGCUUCUCCUCCAAAGCACCAAGAAGACUCCAGAAGGCAACAGCUUGUAACCAGGAGCAAAGUCUGGGUUUGCUAAAUCUGGCAAACGGAGUUUCUGCACGUAACAUGGGGGUAGAGUUAGGAGCAACGGAACGGAGAGGGCUGCCCCCUCAUGCCAACCUACAUAAGAUUCCAGUUUUGCUAUUAGAAAGUGAUAAAACAUUAUUCCCUCUAGGGACACAUUCCUUUAAAGUUGCUAUGUCUGCUCAAAUUA
Molecule: messenger RNA, 565 nt
Organism: Pogona vitticeps (central bearded dragon)
Lineage: Eukaryota; Metazoa; Chordata; Lepidosauria; Squamata; Agamidae
Gene: GSC2
Product: goosecoid homeobox 2
Biological process (GO): regulation of transcription by RNA polymerase II
Cellular component (GO): nucleus
Molecular function (GO): RNA polymerase II cis-regulatory region sequence-specific DNA binding; DNA-binding transcription factor activity, RNA polymerase II-specific
Source: RefSeq, a predicted model, not a curated record